GGCGGCGUGUUGUGGAGACAUGUGCGCCUGCUGAACCAAGAGUGGAACUGACUUCAUUGAGCAUCAAGGGAUUGGAUGGACAAACAUUUCAGCUGCAGGUUGAUGAUGAUGCAACCGUCGAACAUGUAUACACGUACAUUUCAGAGAAGAUCGGCCUGAAACCAGGCAGGAAAUUGCUGCUGAUGUCAGGUUGCAAUAUCCUCGAGGGCUCCAAGCCACUGCUGCAACAAGUGCAGAAUGAGGAAAUCAGUUUCGUCAUCCAACGAAUGCAUUUCUGUGAGGUUGUCAAAAGUUUCCAGAGAGUCAUAGAAAACGAGACGACGACCAGGCUCACUGCUGUAGAUUUUAAUGCUGUAAAAACAGUUGUUUCACUGGCCCAUGUGCACGACCUGAACUUUGAGUUGGCAGGCAUGUCAUUGCUGAGUAGCCUCAAGACUUUGACCUUUGAAGGUGACUUUGAGCAGAGUUUGGCAGGUGUGAGAUUGCCAAGCAGCCUUCAAACGCUGACUUUUGGAGAUUCGUUCAAUCAAAGUUUGGCAGGUGUGACAUUGCCAAGCAGCCUUCAAACGUUGACCUUUGGAUAUUCGUUCAAUCAGAGUUUGGCAGGUGUAACAUUGCCAGGGAUGUUGCAGAGGUUGACGUUUGGAUGUGGUUUCAACAAGAGUUUGUCAGAUGUGACAUUGCCAAGUAGCCUGAAGAUGUUGACGUUUGGAACUUUCUUCAAUAAACCAUUGAAAGGCGUGACAUUGCCAAACAGUCUGCUUACGUUGACCUUUGGAUGUGACUUCAACAAGAGUUUGGCAAGUGUGACAUUGCCAAGCAGCCUGCAGAGUUUGACCUUUGGAAACAGGUUUAACCACAGCUUAGCACGCGUGACAUUGCCAGGGACGUUGCAGACGUUGACUUUUGGAUGUGAUUUUAACAAGAGUCUUGCGCGUGUGACACUGCCGAGCAGCUUGCAGACGCUGACUUUUGGACAUCUCUUUAACCAAAGUUUGGCAGGUGUGACACUUCCAAUCAGCCUGCGCAAUUUGACCGUUGGCAGUUCUUUUAAUCAUAGUUUAGCACGUGUGAUAUUGCCCUUGAGCCUGCAAACUUUGACCAUUGGCGAUACUUUCAAGAGGGUUUUAAAAGGUGUGACACUGCCAAGAAACCUGCAGACGUUGUUGUCCUUUGGAGAGUAUGUCAACACGUCCUUGGCAGGAGUGUCAGUGCUAAGAAACCUGCAGACUUUGAACAUUGGGUUUUCAUUCAACAACAAGAGUUUAGCAGGUGUGAUAUUACCAACAAGCCUGCGUACGUUGACCCUUGGAGAUUUGUUCAAUCAAAGCUUGGCAUGGGUGACAUUGCCAAGCUGCCUCCAAACGCUGACCUUUGGAGAUUCGUUCGAUCAGAGUUUGGCAAAUGUGACAUUGCCAAACAGCCUUCAAACGCUGACCUUUGGAGGGCCAUUCAACCAGAGUUUGGCAGGUGUGACACUGCCGAACAGCCUGCAGACAUUGACCUUUGGAAAUCUCUUUAAUCAGAGUUUGGAGGGUGUGACACUGCCGAGCAGCCUGCAGACAUUGACCUUUGGAAUUCUCUUCGAUCGGAGUUUGGAGGGUGUGACACUGCCGAGCAGCCUGCAGACAUUGACCUUUGGACUCCUCUUCAAUCAGAGUUUGUCAGGCGUGAUAUUUCCGAGCAGCUUGCAGACGCUGACCUUUGGAAAUGUCUUUAAUCAGAGUUUAGCUGGUGUGGCGCUGCCAAACAACCUGCAAACGUUGAACUUCGAAAAUUUGUUCAACCAGAGUUUUGAAGGUGUCACUUUGCCAAGCAGUCUGCAGAAGUUGACCUUUGGAGAUCGCUCCCGUCAGCAAUUGGAUUCAUUGGAAGGCGUUCUUUUUCCCAGCGAUUUGCGGCAAAUCCGCUGGCGUGGUUUGUCCAUCGACAUCUUAGGGUCAGUGUGAAGUAAGACAUUUCUGACAGGUCUGUCACUCUGCAGCUGCUUCGAAAAGACAAAAAGAAGCUUUGGCCAGCAUAGAAAA
Cladocopium goreaui is the source of this 2027-nucleotide messenger RNA. NCBI's taxonomy places the organism in Eukaryota, Dinophyceae, Suessiales, Symbiodiniaceae. The record is from the annotation of a GenBank genome assembly.